AUGUACCAAGGAAACACCUAUCACCGAGGGGAUCGGCAACAGCCAGGACGCGUUGCAACGCUCGUCCAAGACGAAGAUUCCUUCGCUGAAAGACCAAGUGCUGCAUUUAGCAAUCACAGAGCUCUUCUGAGAAUUCUAAUAGCUUUAUUUCGGGGGUCGUAG
Molecule: messenger RNA, 162 nt
Organism: Haemonchus placei
Lineage: Eukaryota; Metazoa; Nematoda; Chromadorea; Rhabditida; Trichostrongylidae
Source: the annotation of a GenBank genome assembly